Molecule: messenger RNA, 1506 nt
Organism: Ostrinia nubilalis (European corn borer)
Lineage: Eukaryota; Metazoa; Arthropoda; Insecta; Lepidoptera; Crambidae
Product: putative nuclease HARBI1
Exons: 5
Coding region: 434-1489 (351 amino acids)
Source: RefSeq, a predicted model, not a curated record
AGCGAUCGACCCGGAAAUAUUCUCAACCAUCUCAACUAUCAUAAUAUGUAUUUAGAACAGUCCCUCCUUACCAAUGAUAUUAUAGAUAAUACCAUUGCUCCUUAUCAUCAAUGCAAUCGAGCAGACAAAGGACAUUGAUAAAAAUCGCCCUAAGAUUUUCAAAGACUUACGGUCUUAUUCAUAAUCAUUUUUCACAUUUUAUCAAAUGCUUAUUAGAGGUUUAUAAAACGUUUGAUAAAAAUUGUUAUUCAUAAUCGUCAUUUAGCGCUAAAAUCCUCUUAUAACUGUGUGAUAAGUUAUCGAGAGCUCGGGCCUUGUUUAAAGCUCUAAUAAACCUAUUUUAACCUAACUUUUAUAAAUGUCAUUUCAUAUGAAUGUCACUUCGUUGGUUUAUUUAUUCAAAAUAUCCUUGCUGUGAUCCUUGCUUGUGAAAAUGAAUGCUAUAAAUGCAAUUGUGCAUUUAGCCAAUAAUGCCGACCCAGCGCGACGUAGAAAGCUCUACCGCCAACGAAGCAACCCAUUCGAUUUGCGGGACCUAAAUUUUAAAAUAAAAUAUAGGUUCAAUAAGGACACAGUGCGCACCAUCAUAGAUUUGGUGGAAGAUGAUCUGGUUCAGAGCGCUAGAGGUGGUGGCACGUGUCCUGAACUGCAAGUUUUAGUGGCCAUAAGAUGUUGGGGACGUCGUGAGGUACAAGAUGAUGCUGGUGACCUCCAUGGCCUAAGUCAGCCGACAGUGAGCCGGAUAUGCGCCAGAGUCGCGCAUGCAAUCGCGAAUAAGGCAAAUUCCUUCAUCAAAAUGCCUAUCACUAUAGGAGAGCAGGAAAGAAUUAGUGCCAAAUUUAGAGCAAUUAAAAAUUUUCCUGGGGUGAUAGGAGCCAUAGAUUGCACCCACAUUAAAAUUAAAAAAACCGGAGGUGACAUGGCCCAGUACUAUAUUAAUAGAAAAGGCUAUUAUUCCCUGAAUGUUCAGGUUGUCUGUGAUGCUGACCUCAAAAUAAUGGAUAUAGUGGCUAGAUGGCGAGGCAGUACACAUGACAGUCGAAUUUUUAUGGAGAGCAAUAUAAAACAACGAUUUGAGGAUAGGCAGUUUAGAGGACGCCUUAUUGGCGAUUCGGGCUACCCUCUUCUGCCAUAUCUAUUUACACCUAUUUUAAGGCCUAGUCGUCCAGAAGAAGAAGCAUACAAUAAUGCUCACAUCUCAACUAGGAACACUGUUGAAAGGUGUUUUGGGGUGUGGAAGCAGCGGUUCCAAUGCCUACUCCAUGGCUUACCAGUAAGCCUCCAAAAUGGAAAAGCUGUGAUCAUAGCAUUGGCUGUAUUACAUAAUAUAGCCAUUGAUAUGAAUGACACAUUGUUAGAACAACAUAUGGAGCAGGUCCCUGUAACUCCGCAACUUUCGACGGAGAACAGUGUUCACGACAACCGACCUUCAUUGUUGAGGCGUAGGUCGCAGUUGAUACUACAAAAUUUUAUAAAUCAACAUUUUUGAAUGAUACUGUUCCUGGC